ACUAAAUGUGCAUUACUAAUACCAAUUUUAAAAGCUUACACAAUUUUGGAAAUUUAAAAUUUUUUUUUAUAUUAAAAUUGAAUAAUAAUCACAUAAAAUGAUUCAACAACAGCGACAGCGUAUUGAACAAGCCGUAACCGAAAUGAUUGAUGACAUGGAUAAGACUCAUUUACGUAAAAUACAGGUAGAUAUGCAUAAAUGUGCUGCAAAAUGUUGUGAAGAUGUCGAAGCCAGUGUUGAAAGUGUUCAACGUUGUGUUGAACGAUGUUCCAAACCUUUCAAUCGGGCGCAAAAUUAUGUGCAUCAUGAAUUAGGGGAAUUUCAAGAUCGCCUUCAAAGAUGCGUUAUGCAAUGCAACGAUGAUGUUAAAGUAAAAAUGUCAGCUAGUCCUUCGGCGGAUGAAGUAGCGAAACACACAGAUCAGUUUGAACGUUGCGCAGUUAAGUGUGUAGACAAGCAUGUGGGUUUACUCUCAACCAUGAUGAAGACAAUGAAAUCUGUUUUGGCUAAAGGACCCGAUCAUAUACCUCAAAUACAAUAACACAUUCGUCCAUAUAUAAUCAUUAACAUUGAUUCGGUUCUUUACUUCUAAAGAAUGGAAAAUAAACGACAGCGAUAUAUUUUAUGUUUAUUUUAAAAUGUUA
Messenger RNA from Glossina fuscipes, 644 nucleotides. Its product is annotated as protein FAM136A-like. The coding region runs from base 98 to 541 and encodes 147 amino acids. Gene Ontology annotation, cellular component: cytoplasm. Lineage: Eukaryota; Metazoa; Arthropoda; Insecta; Diptera; Glossinidae. The transcript has 3 exons. The record is from RefSeq and is a predicted model, not a curated record.